Kalmanozyma brasiliensis GHG001 is the source of this 1194-nucleotide messenger RNA. Its product is annotated as DNA/RNA helicase, DEAD/DEAH box type, N-terminal. The record is from RefSeq and is a predicted model, not a curated record. The transcript has a single exon. Gene Ontology annotation, cellular component: nucleolus; catalytic step 2 spliceosome. Gene Ontology annotation, molecular function: RNA helicase activity; ATP binding; mRNA binding. NCBI's taxonomy places the organism in Eukaryota, Fungi, Basidiomycota, Ustilaginomycetes, Ustilaginales. Bases 1 to 1194 code for a protein of 397 amino acids.
AUGUCGGGCGGCGUCAACGCAGGCGACAGCAAGCUCGUCUUUGAGAGCUCCGAGACCGUCAAAGUUGCGCCCACCUUCGAUGCCAUGGGUCUGAAAGAAGACCUUCUUCGCGGCAUCUACGCAUACAACUUCGAAAAGCCUUCUGCCAUCCAGCAACGAGCGAUCCUACCCAUCAUCCGUGGUCGCGAUGUCAUCGCCCAGGCGCAGUCCGGAACGGGUAAGACGGCCACCUUCAGCAUCUCGAUGCUCCAGUCCAUCGACACGACGUUGCGCGAAACCCAAGCGCUGGUGCUCAGUCCAACUCGCGAGCUGGCGAUUCAGAUCCAGUCCGUGGUGCUCGCACUGGGCGAUUACCUCAAUGUCCAAUGCCACGCCUGCAUUGGCGGCACCAGUGUCGGAGAGGACAUUCGCAAGCUCGACUACGGCCAACACAUCGUCUCCGGCACUCCCGGUCGCGUAUACGACAUGAUUCGCCGUCGUCACCUUCGCACCAAGAACAUCAAGAUGCUCAUCCUCGACGAGUCCGAUGAGCUCCUCAACAUGGGCUUCAAAGAUCAGAUCUACGAUGUCUACCGCUACCUUCCACCCUCGACCCAAGUCGUGCUGCUCUCCGCCACCCUACCACAAGACGUGCUCGAGAUGACCUCCAAAUUCAUGACCGACCCCGUGCGCAUCCUUGUCAAGCGUGACGAGCUCACACUCGAAGGCAUCAAGCAAUUUUUCGUAGCGGUCGAAAAGGAAGAAUGGAAGUUCGACACCCUCUGCGACCUCUACGAUACACUUACCAUCACGCAGGCGGUGAUCUUCUGCAACACGCGUCGGAAGGUCGAUUGGCUCUCCGGCAAGAUGAAGGAGAACAACUUCCAGGUGAGCAGCAUGCACGGUGAGAUGCAGCAGAAGGAGCGAGAUGAAGUCAUGGCCGAGUUCCGACAGGGCAGUUCGCGGGUGUUGAUCACCACCGAUGUUUGGGCGAGAGGCAUCGACAUUGCGAAUAUCUCGCUCGUCAUCAACUAUGAUCUGCCGACAAAUAGGGAGAACUACAUCCAUAGGAUCGGCAGGAGUGGAAGAUUCGGCAGGAAGGGCGUCGCCAUCAACUUUGUCACCGUGGAGGAUGUGAGGACGUUGAGAGACAUCGAACAGUUCUACUCGACACAGAUCGACGAGAUGCCCGUCAAGUUGGAGGACAUGUUGUAG